GUGUAUCGCAGCGCUGCUAUCGACUGUAUUUUAAGCAGGGCAGCAUGAGAUUAGGUCAUUUCGUUUUAGUAACAGAAGAAACUUCCUUGUCCGGCCCGCACAUAUAGGCUAGGGGGGAAAUGUAACAAUAUGCAUUCACAUCGGCUGUCCGAAGGAUAACCGUUUUCGCACUGCUAAACAUGUACACGUGAAGACACAGACCGCACUAUCGUAUUGGCCUAUCUCAUUACAAUAAAAUAGUAAGAGUAGCCUGUGAAGUUGCAAUUGCUGUUGGCUAAGUAUAUAAUUGGUACAAAUGGAGAGACAACUGGUAACGUUCGUGGACCGGGUCAAAUCUGGCGGUGGUAUCUCAGACGAAGUAUCAUCUGAAUACAAUAGUAUUCGAGCUCAGACUGCUGACAGGAAGCAGAGGAGCAGCUUCACGACGGAUGCCGGGGGCUUGAAGGAGAACAUCAAGAAGAACCGUUACAAGGACAUCUUGCCCUAUGACCAGACGCGUGUUCGACUGGAGCCACUGGAAAACAAGUUUGAAUCGGACUACAUCAAUGCCAGCUUCAUCCAGGGUGCAACACGAAAUAAAAGAUACAUUGCCACCCAGGGACCCCUGAGUCACACUCUAGGGGAUUUCUGGAGAAUGCUUUGGCAGUAUAACGUAAAGGUCAUAGUGAUGGCCUGUAGAGAAAUAGAAAUGGGAAAGAGAAAGUGUGAGCGCUACUGGGCUGCCCACUCGGAGACGUCCACCUUCGGCCCUUUCGUCGUUACAAACCUGGAAGAAGUUUGCCCAAAUGAAGAAGUGGUCGUACGGAUUCUGCAGGUGAAAUACCAGGAUGAAAGCCGGACUCUCUCCCAGUUUCAGUACACUGCUUGGCCGGACCACGACAUUCCUUACACGUCGGACGGAAUUCUGGGAAUGAUGGACAUGCUCCGGAAAGUGCAGGGAACGGACGCCGCCCCGAUUCUCGUUCACUGCAGUGCUGGCUGUGGAAGGACUGGGGUGAUAUGCACAGUAGACUAUGUGCAUGAUCUUCUACUGACUCAGAGAAUCACCGAGGAUUUCAGCAUCAUGGAGAUCGUGACGGUCAUGCGGACGCAGAGGCCGUCGGCGGUUCAGACCAAGGAGCAGUAUGGGUUUGUGUACCACACUGUGGCUCAGAUGUUCCAGAAGCAUCUACUGGCCCUGUGCAACAACAACAAGAGCCUGGCUGAAAACCUCCGGCCUCUCUACGACAAUGUGGAGUCCGUGAGCAGACAGCAGCCCCAGACACAGCCGCACAGAGCCAGCAGCGUCCAGCCGAGAAGUAGACCCAGCCUGGUGCCCCAAAGGCCCCAUUCCGGGCAGCCCAAGAUGAACGACACGUACGCCGUCGUCAACAAGUCCAAACAGCGGCCGGUGGCGGCCUCCACUCCUUCCCUUCCCACUCGCUCCCCCCCGCCCGCCGUCCAUCACUAUGACAACGCGGGGCUGGGGGCGCCCCUCUACAGCAAGGUCAAACCGAAGAGCCAUCGCGGCAGCGGCGGCAGUGGCGGCGGCCCCCCGACCCAAUCCGUCUCGCCCACCUACGACCGAGCCCUACCGCAGUACCCCAGGGGGGCGGAGGCCUCGCCUGCGGCUGACCACGGGGACUACGAGCCCCUCCCAGGGAUUUUCAGCUCGUCCAGCAGAAAUUCUAAGGUUUCUGACACUCCUAAAAUCAGAAAACAAUCUGAGGAUUUAAACUCAACAGACGAUGACUACGAAUACGUUUCGAACCCCAUCAAAGGCACAGCUGGCUACUCCUCUCCUGGCGGCAUGGGGUUCAACUGCCGAAUCAAGAAGCCGAAAGGACCGCGAGACCCGCCGGCGGAAUGGAGCCGGGCUGAGCGUUAGCGCGUGCGCUAAUAGCGGGCCACCCAUCCAGUCCAAUCCGCCCAAGCGAUUAAACCGUUCGCGGAAUGUCAAGGAAACCGAAUUAUUUCUCGACUCAAGAGAAGGAACGACGAGACACGCUAUGCGGGUAAAACAAAAAAAGUGACGGUUACGGCUCAGAUUGCGUGAAAUGUGUCAUUCCACCGGAUGCCUUGUUCGUGUCAGGACGCACCUGGACGUGUGCGUCUGGUGGGAUAUUUAUUUUAUGUACAGCGUAAGAAUAAUUUAUUCAGGAUUUUCUUAGCAACGAAUUUAAAAAAAUGCAAUGGCAGUGGCGUGACGUUAUUAAGCAAAUAAACCACCGCUAUGCUUACAGGACAUAGCCCACACGUGGUGUUUUAGGUAAAAUUCUAAUGCAUUGUGUGCCAGAUCUGCCGUUAGAGAAUAAAUGGAAAAUCAGUAGAAAAGAGAAGGCAGGGAGAGUAGAUAGUUUUAUCAAUGAUAGUUAUUUCUGAGAAGUUUCUCCAGUGCAGCUUUUUACAUUUAAUUGUGCUGUCUUUGGUAUGCAAAGUUUGGUUCAGUAACUUCUAAUUAUAGGAUGUGCAAAGCACUUUGUCCUCCAGUGACGCUUGACCAUCGUACCAGAGCAUUAGAGGGCAGUUCAGACUACCAUAAUGGAACGAAUCUGCAAACACACUGAACUUGUAGGACCCCAUCUAAUCCACAAGGGGGCACUGUGGAAGUUUGAAAUCUGGGACAGGAAGCAAAAAAAAAAAAACAACUAUUCAAAAUAUGUAAAUUUGUUGCUUUUCUGUUUAAUUUUGUAAAUGAUCAUGGCUAUUAGGAUGCAUAUUGUCAGAGUGCAAAGGCUAUGGCCAGGUGAAUGUAAAGUUUUUCUUUAUACAUGAACUGACAAUAAACGAUCUGCUAAAGCUGAGACAUGUGA
Molecule: messenger RNA, 2792 nt
Organism: Anguilla anguilla (European eel)
Lineage: Eukaryota; Metazoa; Chordata; Actinopteri; Anguilliformes; Anguillidae
Gene: ptpn18
Product: protein tyrosine phosphatase non-receptor type 18
Exons: 17
Coding region: 296-1867 (523 amino acids)
Biological process (GO): peptidyl-tyrosine dephosphorylation
Cellular component (GO): nucleus; cytoplasm
Molecular function (GO): non-membrane spanning protein tyrosine phosphatase activity
Source: RefSeq, a predicted model, not a curated record